CAAAACACCACGGGGGAUGGAGAAACGACAAUCUAAAUACUUCGCUUGCAUCUGCCAUUCUCUUGGUCAGUGGAUAUGAACCCUGAUCCCAUACCGGGAUGCUACUCUAGCUUAGCAAUAUCGGGCAAUUUUCAUGGGGGGGAAGGGGGGUUCGUCUUCCGGGCUUCCCCAGGAAAGCCCCCGGUGCUUGGGUUGGGUUGCCAGGGAAUGAAUAUUAUAUAGAAGUCCCGAGCCAGGCAGCUGGAGGCGAUGUAUUGGCACAGAUGACUACCCGUCGCUUUUUUUGGCCAGGAUUCGUUCACGCGCUAAUCAUGGCCCCCUGCUACCGCUACUCGUGGCUCUGCCUCGGCCUCUUUGCCUUGCGCGCCAGCGCCGACUGUUCCGUGACGGGGCUGGACUAUACGAAUGGAGGGUCGUAUCUGAUCGAUGCUUCGUCGAACCAGCAGUUUGCGUUCACGUCGCUUUUCCAAGACUGCGAUGAGGAUUCCAUCCAACCCAUCCUGAUCGCUCCCGAUGGCAGCGAGUAUACCUGCUCCACCAUCGACAGUGGGUCAGGCGAGCAACGGUCAACAUGUCCCGUAAGCCUCAGCAGCAUGGCGUCGGGGGAGUGGACGAUCAUCAUCCAAGCCGACAACGUCGACCUGGCGGUGCAGCGGUCGUUCAGCCUCAACUCCGGCGUCCCGGAGAGGACUGUCAUAACGGUGACCCCUACCGUUGUGGUGGGCGUAACGACCACCCCACGGGGAAGAAGUAAUACCCCCUCGUUUGCUUGACUUCGUUUCACCCCUGUACCCCUGAACCCCUGAACCAUCCACAACGGAACCCCAACCCCACGAGAACCAAGCAAAGUCCAUACUGACCCCCCCCAUCAAGCCAUCGAAACGACCAUCACCAAAGUCCAAACCGUAAUCGAGGUGGGCCAAGUCCAAACAGCGCACUGCAACGACGGCGCGGGCAGCGCCGAGACGGUGACGCAGUACUUCCGCCAGGAGCCGACGACGGUGUACACGACGGUGCGGCGCGUGACGACCGUCGCCGAGGUGAC
Phialemonium atrogriseum is the source of this 1045-nucleotide messenger RNA. RefSeq lists its product as uncharacterized. The coding region runs from base 264 to 773 and encodes 169 amino acids. Lineage: Eukaryota; Fungi; Ascomycota; Sordariomycetes; Cephalothecales; Cephalothecaceae. The record is from RefSeq and is a predicted model, not a curated record. The transcript is spliced from 4 exons.